This is a messenger RNA of Rosa chinensis, 1970 nucleotides long. RefSeq lists its product as uncharacterized. The record is from RefSeq and is a predicted model, not a curated record. NCBI's taxonomy places the organism in Eukaryota, Viridiplantae, Streptophyta, Magnoliopsida, Rosales, Rosaceae. The transcript is spliced from 14 exons. Bases 894 to 1421 code for a protein of 175 amino acids.
AUAUAGGACGUGUGAACAACGAAGAGAACCAUUCGGCGAAAAAAGAAGAAGAAAACUGCCCAUGCGCACGAUCUCAAAGAGAAACAAGAAUUGUGUCAACAUGGGACUGUGGGAGUAGAUAUGGCCUCACUGCUAUUCACCCAAUAACCCGUAUCUCAGUUUACAGUUAAUACAAGCGGUGAAGCGGAGAAACACGACCCGGAACGGCAGAAAAGCAACAUUAAACCCAAAGAGAGAUAUCAAAAUCGGUACAGAGUUUAAAGAUUUUACCUAACAGAGGAACCUAGCUAAUUGUUAUCCGGUAUAUAUGUUGAAUACAUGAGUAAUUUAUGAAUAACGUGGAAGUUGGUGUCUUGCUAUUAUUGAUUCCAGGCUUCCGCCCUCUCUUGGCUCCGCACUGGAAGAUUUGGAGUUACGGGUAUUCUUUUGCUGCAUUUAGAACUGCAAGGGAAGAAUCAGAAACCUCAUUUGUGUUUCGCAUGUUUAUCAUAUCUUCUUCCUUUGAUAUUCAAUUAACUCCCCUGUCAUUUGAUUUGGACAUUACUCUACCUAUAGUUUUUUUUUUUUCAUACAAAACUAAAUACACAUGGUAUUAUUUCUUUUGCACGCUAUUUGUUCUUUGGAAAACUUUUGAGGUUUCGUUUUCAAAAGAUUUUGGAGAUUGAUGUUUUCCUAUGGUUUUCUUUAAAUCUUGUAGGUAUCUGAGUAAUUAUGGUUCCAGGGGUCCAUUCACUUGCAAUUGUCAUGACUGAAACAGAACGAGGAAGACUUGAGCAAUACAAAGGUCUUGAAGAUUUGGAAUUUAUAUAAGGGGUUCAAACCAGGUGAAUGGACAAUGUAUAUCACUGCAAGAAAGAGAUUAGUUUAGCAAUUGAUUUGGAUUUGCUUACUGAAUGAUUUUGAUUCCAUGUGUAGCAAUGGAUCCAUUGCAAUCACUAUGCGGAAGGAAAAAACAAGAAAUCAUUUACCAGAAUCCAAAGUAUGUUCUCAUAAUCUCAUCAUCAUCGAGUUCGAUCCCCUCUGAUUCAGUAGAAGAAGAAGUCGAAGCAGUUUUAUACGUGACUGGAGUCUGUGAGAUUCAGAUCGGUGGAGAGAAGAGAUCCUUGGGGUACGAGAAAGAAGAGGAGAUAUUGAAGAUUUUGGUCGAAGAGUUCAUUGAUAUCUCAGUGAAGAAGAAAGAGGUGCAGCUUUUGAAGUCUCUGUUGGAGGUGAGACUUACUCUUGAAGAGCUGAAACAUAAAACCAGAGACUUUGGAAAUCUAAUUUUGAAGGCUCGAUUAUAUGCAAAGAAGUGUGUGUAUUAUUCUUCUGCCGCUGUUCCUCUGUACAUUGUUUGGAAGUAUCUCACCGUCUUAUUGCUAUUCAGUGAUGGCACCAAAAACUAUGAUGAGAGGAGCAAAAAGAUUGUUAGAACAGUGUGAUGCUGAAAAUCGUCAGAAUCAACGAAUCUGCCGUGGUGAGGGCUUUGUUGCAACAAGAACUAGAUGUAAUCGUGUUGAUCAAGUUAAAUCACGUAGAUGGAAAACAGUGUCUUAUCCAGAAAUUGCUGAAGUAUCAAAUAGCAACGACCAAAAUAUCACUGCAGUUGCGAAUGAAAAUCCGCAUAUGAUUACAGAAGGUCAAUACUCUCAUCCAUUUGGUCAGGCAUCAUAUCAAAGAAGCAAGCAAGGAUCAAUUGUAAAAUAUGAGGAUUCGGGUGAUAAUGUUCAUGAAUGUGAUUAUUGCAAUGCAUCUUUUUGGUUCGGAGAAGCUGUUAAGCAAUCAUCUUCAAAUGAGCCUCUCAUUUAUACAAAAUGUUGCAAAAGAGGUCAAAUCAAAAUUGAGCAGCCAAAACCAACACCAAUUUUUCUUGAAAGAUUAUUAGAUCCAAACAAUGGUUCAGAAAGUAAACUUUUCAGAGAAAAUAUAAGAGUUUACAAUUCGAUGUUCUCUUUUACAUCAAUGGGAGCGAAAAUUGAUUAUAAGAUAAA